UUGUACUCUGCUUACCAAUUACAGCAAUGAUUGAGUUCCUUCCUGCGUGGUCCAACACCCACAAACCCUUUCAUUUUAUUAUUAAUUUGUUCGUCAGCAACCCAAAUUUUUCAUUUCCUUGCUCUUGAUUAUAUAUAUGGUUAGUAUUCAAUCUGGAGGAGUUGCUGUCAACUACAGUUGAAAUUCUUGGCACGACGGAGGGGGAGAGACCCGAUAUUAAUCUUCUGCUGAUGCCCGCAAACAAAGUCAAAAUCAAUCGAGGAUUGCGGCCGCCCCGCCCUCUUGUGUCGGCCGCAUCGGAGCUUCCGUUCCGGAUACUGUUUCAUUCACGUUUUGGGUAAAUCCACCGCUGCUGCUGAUUUUUGGUUUUUAUUCUUUGGGCAAACAUAUAUUGAUAUAUCGGCAUCAGGGGGACAUGGGUGAAUAUUACUGUCGGAGGUUCAAGGGAACUAGGCAUCAGCGUUACUGAUUUGAAUUUUCUCUGGAAGUUGCUUAUUGUCUCGAUAGAAUCAUUUCAAUGUUCUAGUUGAAAUGGAGGAGCGUAGUCCAGAAAAGGUUAAUGAUCAAUUACCUGUCCAUAGGAGUUGGAUGGAGGGUAUGGUUGCAGGAUUGACAGAUAGCAUUUCACAAGACCCAAAUAUGGAAGACUCAAUUAGCAAUGCAGGAGAACUGCUGAACUUUGAUGCAUAUGCUGGAUGGUGUAACAGCCCCGGCUAUUUAGCUGAUCAGAUGUUUCCCUCUUUGUGUUUGUCCCCUCAGACGGUUCCAUCCACUUCUUCAGCAGGAAAAGAUGGAUUGAGUUUCACAAAUCAGUAUGGUUCAGUGAUUUCCAUGGGCGAUAAUGACAUCAUCCAGGAUUCUUUUGCAAGCGGAAAUAAAGUAAUAUGCGGUGAUAUGAACAGCCAGUUGCAAUUUGGUUCAAGUUCUCCAUGUGAUGGUUUCAGUUCAAUGGAGGAGGUAUAUGAUGGCACAAGCAAUUGCAAUAAAAAAGAGGAUGUAGGGAAUAGCCUGGUUCCAAGGGUUACUAUGCCAUCAUCACUGGCUGAGAAAAUGCUAGGAGCAUUAAAUCUUUUCCAAGAAUGGUCUGGAGGAGGUAUUUUAGCUCAAGUAUGGGUUCCAAUGAAGAACGGGGAUCGGUACAUCUUAAGCACUUGUGAACAACCUUAUUUACUUGACCAAACACUUUCAGGAUAUCGUGAAGUGUCUAGAUUAUUUAAUUUUGCUGUGGACUCAAAACCAGGUUCUUUUCCAGGGCUCCCAGGCCGUGUAUUUUCCUCAAAGAUCCCAGAGUGGACCUCGAAUGUGGUGUAUUACAAUAGGACUGAGUACCUGCGGGUACAGUAUGCUGUUGAUCAUGAAGUCCGAGGAUCGAUUGCUUUACCUGUAUUUGAGAAUAAUUUGCUAGGGAGCUCAUGUUGUGCAGUGCUGGAAUUGGUCACAAUGAAGGAAAAGCCUGAUUUUGAUCUAGAGAUGGAAAAUGUUUGCCGUGCGCUUCAGGCGGUAAACUUAAGGAGCGUUAUACCUCCAAGACUCUAUCCUCAGUCUCUCUCCGAGAAUCAAAGAUCAGCAUUAGCUGAGAUUACUGAUGUCCUUCGCGCUGUUUGCCAUGCUCAUCGACUACCCGUGGCACUGACAUGGAUACCAUGUAGUCAUGCAAUGGAGCCUGGCGAAACAGUUAAAUUGUGCGAUGGAGGGUACAACAGAAGAAGAUCUGAUAAAUGUGUACUUUGCAUCGACAGUACUGCCUGUUACGCCAACGACAGUGACAUGAAGGGUUUCGUGCAUGCAUGUAGCGAGCAUUAUCUCAAGGAAGGACAAGGCAUUGUUGGGAAAGCUCUUCAAUCUAAUCAGCCCUUCUUCUUCCCUGAUGUGAAGGAAUACCAUAUAAGUGAGUAUCCGCUCGUCCACCAUGCCCGGAAAUUUGGUCUAAACGCUGCUGUUGCAAUCAGGCUACGAAGUAUCUACACCGGUGACAAUGACUACGUACUGGAGUUGUUUCUUCCUGUUAAUGUCACCGGAAGUUCUGAGCAGCAACUUUUGCUUAAUAAUCUCUCUAGCACUAUGCAGAAGCUUUGUAAGACUUUGAGGACUGUUUCGGACGCCGAAUUGCUUGAAACAGAAGAGUCCUUAGUUAAAUUGGAGGAUGCCGAAGCGAGUAAAAUGCCGGAAAUGAGAUUGCCUCGGAGGAGUUCUGAACAUUCGUUUAUCAGCGGAGAUACAAUCUCUAGCAUGGAGCUUUCAACCAAAAAUGUUUUGGAAUUGACAAAUCCUAGAGGAGAACCUAAUGUUCCUCACGAGAAGAGAACUACUGGAUCGAAAAAACAGAUGGAGAGGAAGCGGAGCACAACGGAGAAGCACGUGAGCUUGAGCUUACUUCAGCAAUACUUCUCCGGGAGCCUUAAAGAUGCUGCAAAAAGUAUCGGUGUGUGCCCGACUACGCUUAAAAGGAUCUGCAGACAGCACGGCAUUUCUAGAUGGCCUUCGCGUAAAAUAAACAAGGUGAACCGUUCCUUGAAGAAGAUACAGAGCGUGCUCGACUCAGUCCAUGGAAUGGAGGGAACAUUUAAGUUUGAUACAUCCGUAGGCGGGCUUGUACCCGCCGGCUCUACCAUCCAAGAGCUGGACUCGGGAAGAAACGACAACAUGUGCAGCGCAGAUGACUCCAUCAAAGAUUCGGAUUUGGUAACAAAUACAAAAUCUGCGGGCGCAUCAUCUUAUCUGGAAAUCGGAACUGAUCCCAUCUUGAAGCCGAGUCCUCCGCAGUAUCUGCACAGUCCUCAGAAGUCUCAAUCAGCGGCAUUAGAUGUUCGGCUGUCGUGGCCUGCUAGUCUGAGCAAUGUCCCUUGGACAACCUCUCCGAAAUUCCCUCCGCCUUCAGGAGAAUGGCCAUUAGUCGAUGAUAAUAGUAAGAUCCCCGCAGCUUCAGAUAUCCAUUGGAUUUCUUGCGACUCCACCUUCCCGAACCAGGCUGUUCUUGCCGAGACGGGCGCCAAAACAAACGACGACUGUGCGACGAACCAGGCUGCUGAUCAGAACCAACCAACGUCGUCAGGCAUGACAGACACGUCGAGCGGGUCGCAAUCCGGCUCGAUGAUUAACGGUAGCUCAUCAAGCUCUAGAAGCUUCGGGAAAGGGCAGAAUCACAAAACAGAGACAGGCUUCGCCGACAAAAUCAUAGUCAAAGCGACGUAUAAAGAGGACACAGUGCGGUUCAAAUUCGAUCCCAGCUGCCGGUGUCUUCAGCUUUACGAAGAGGUUGCAAAGAGGUUCAAUCUCCAGAUAGGCCAGUUCCAACUCAAGUACCUUGACGACGAACAGGAAUGGGUGAUGUUGGUAAAUGAUUUGGACCUCCAUGAAUUCCUCGAAAUCUUGGAUUUUGUCGGCACUCGCAACGCGAAGCUCCUGGUUCGCGACGUGCCGGUUGCCUUAGGAAGCUCCGGUGGCAGCAACUGCUUCUUGGGAGAAUGCACUUGAAUCUCCACGAACCCUGUACAGGUGCACUUGUCGAUCUAGUUUUUUUUUUUUUAUAUAUCGAUCUUGGCAUGCCGUAAUAUAGUAGUAUUACAUAUGUUUUUGAAUUUGGAUUUUGUAAGAAAAAAAAAACAUAUGCAUGUGUAUGUACGUAUGUAUAAAGGGUGCAAAAUAUUUAGGAUUAUAAAGUCGUGUUGAUUAUAUAGCAUAGUAUGUAUUCAUUAGGCUAAAGCUUAGUAUUCGACGAAACUGCAUAUUGUUGAAGAUCGAUUGUUCUAAGUUUUGGGUGAUCAGAUUGGAAUGAAACUCUGGAAUGGAUCGGAGAUUGCUUGGCAGAAGGUAUAUCCGAAUCGACAAAUGUUCUGUCGGGUAAGGUAAGAAGCUGAUGUUGUUCUUAGCGUUCUUACUUCUUGCGGGUUUGAUGAUCUUUCUUGGUUGAGAAGAAGCUGUAGAUGGGGUGGGGUGGGGUGGGGUGGG
Molecule: messenger RNA, 3948 nt
Organism: Andrographis paniculata
Lineage: Eukaryota; Viridiplantae; Streptophyta; Magnoliopsida; Lamiales; Acanthaceae
Product: protein NLP9
Exons: 6
Coding region: 532-3474 (980 amino acids)
Molecular function (GO): protein binding; DNA-binding transcription factor activity
Source: RefSeq, a predicted model, not a curated record